AUGGUUGGUGAAUGGGUAAGUAGCAGUAGUAGUAGUCGUAGUAAAAGUAGUAGUAAUAGCGGUAAUCGUAAUCAUCGAUGGCAUCGAGUACCAAAUGUGAAUGUGUCUGUUGGCGUAGUAGUGGAAGACAAGCAUCACCAUCUGCAGCACCAUCCAACAGCAGAACCACUAAUAGCAGCGAUAGCAGCAGUAAUAUCACUUGUAGUAGUAGUAGCAGUAGGGUACUAA
This is a messenger RNA of Cercopithifilaria johnstoni, 228 nucleotides long. The record is from the annotation of a GenBank genome assembly. NCBI's taxonomy places the organism in Eukaryota, Metazoa, Nematoda, Chromadorea, Rhabditida, Onchocercidae.